GCACACACGAGUACAGUCUACAGAGUACAUGACACAUACCAACUCGUUCCUUGUUACGUUCAUAAUCAUUCAACAUCAUCAGAUCGGAAAACCCCCCAACAAACAGCAGAUCUCCAAUUCUUCAUUCUCACGUUCUCUCAAAUAAUCGGUCGUCGGAAAGCCCUAAUACUCUCCGACGCCGGCGAAUCAAGAUCGUCGCCGACGCUGGCGAAUCAAGAUCGUCGCCGACGCCAUGGCUCCGCCUGCAUAUCAAUCCCAACGAUCUUCUUCUUCCCCUUCUCAACCUUCCGGGAAAAGCGAAGUUUCAGAUUUAAGAUUACAGCUACGGCAACUUGCGGGAAGUCGUGCGCCUGGAGUUGAUGAUUCUAAGCGCGAGCUCUACAAGAAAGUGAUCUCCUACAUGACAAUUGGCAUUGAUGUUUCGUCGGUUUUUAGUGAAAUGGUCAUGUGCUCUGCCACAUCAGACAUAGUUCUAAAGAAAAUGUGUUAUCUGUAUGUGGGAAAUUAUGCCAAGUCCAAUCCUGAUAUUGCGCUUCUCACUAUCAACUUUCUUCAAAGGGAUUGCAAGGAUCAGGAUCCAAUGAUUCGUGGUCUUGCCUUGAGGAGUCUUUGUUCGUUGCGUGUUCCGAAUUUGGUUGAGUAUUUGGUUGGGCCUUUGGGCUCUGGGUUGAAAGAUGGUAGCAGUUACGUGAGAAUGGUUGCUGUCAUGGGAAUCUUGAAACUAUAUCAUAUUUCUGCUAAUACUUGCAUUGAUGCUGAUUUCCCUGCAACACUCAAGCACUUGAUGCUCAAUGAUCCUGAAACCCAGGUUGUUGCUAAUUGUUUAUUAGCCCUGCAAGAAAUAUGGAGUGGGGAGGCAAGUUCCUCUGAAGAAGCAUCCAGGGAGAGAGAUUCUUUGCUUAGGAAGCCACUUAUAUAUUACUUUUUGAAUCGGAUCAGAGAAUUUGGUGAAUUUGCUCAAUGUCUUGUGCUCGAGUUGGUUGCCAAAUAUGUGCCAUCUGAUAACAGUGAAGUAUUUGACAUCAUGAAUCUUCUUGAGGAUAGGCUUCAGCAUGCUAAUGGUGCAGUUGUUUUAGCCACCAUCAAGGUGUUUAUGCAGUUAACCUUGUCCAUGACGGAUGUUCAUCAACAGGUGUAUGAACGUAUCAAAGCCCCACUUAUUACUCUUGCCAACACAGGGAGUCAUGAACAGUCUUAUGCAGUGUUAAGCCAUCUUCAUUUGUUGGUGAUGCGUGCACCAAUGCUGUUUUCUUCUGAUUACAAACAUUUCUAUUGCCAUUAUAAUGAACCAUCUUAUGUCAAAAAGUUGAAGCUUGAAAUGUUGACUGCAGUUGCGAAUGAGGAUAAUACUUACGAAAUUGUGACAGAAUUAUGUGAAUAUGUUGCCAAUGUUGACAUCCCAAUUGCACGUGAAUCUAUCCGAGCUGUUGGGAAGAUAGCUCUUCAGCAGUACGAUGUAAAUGCAAUUGUUGACAGGCUACUUCAGUUUCUAGAAAUGGAGAAGGACUACGUGACAGCUGAGACUCUUGUCCUUAUCAAAGAUUUGCUGCGUAAAUAUCCCCAAUGGAGCCAUGAUUGCAUUGCUGUUGUUGGAAGCAUCAGUAGCAACAAUGUUCAAGAACCAAAAGCUAAGGCAGCUCUUAUUUGGAUGCUUGGGGAGUAUGCACAAGAUGUGGCAGAUGCUCCCUAUAUUUUGGAAAGUAUGAUUGAGAACUGGGAAGAAGAAGAUUCUGCUGAGGUUCGUUUGCACCUUCUAACAGCAUCAAUGAAAUGCUUCUUUAGAAGACCGCCUGAAACUCAAAAGGCACUGGGAACUGUAUUGGCAGCUGGAAUUGCUGAUUUUCACCAGGAUGUCCAUGACAGAGCCUUAAUGUACUAUAGGCUUCUUCAACAAAGUCCGUCUAUAGCUGAGAAGGUGGUAAAUCCUCCAAAGCAAGACGUGUCAGUCUUUGCUGAUACUCAGAGCAAUGAAAUCAAAGAUCGCAUAUUUGAUGAGUUCAACAGUCUAUCUGUUGUAUAUCAGAAGCCGUCCUUCAUGUUUACUGACAAGGAACACCGUGGGCCAUUUGAGUUUUCUGAUGAACUUGGUAAUUUAUCGAUUGGAUCAGAAUCUGCCAACAGUGUGGUUCCUGCUCAGAUAGUUGAUGCUAAUGACAAGGAUCUUCUUCUCAGCACAACAGAAAAGGAAGAUAGUAGAGCUUCCAGUAAUAACGGGGAUGGUUACGGUGCCUCUCUUAUUGAUGCAUCUUCAGGACCUCUGGUUGCUGUAGAUACACAGCCAGCAGUACAAGCUGCACAGGCGAGCAUGGCUAUUGAUGAUUUACUUGGCUUAGGUAUCACUGCACCUGCUCCUCUUCCACCUUCGCUGAAACUUAAUGCAAAGGCUGUUAUAGAUCCAGGGACUUUCCAGCAAAAAUGGCGGCAGUUACCCGUAUGUUUAACUCAGGAAAUCCAGAUGACUUCCCAAGGUGUUGCGGCAUUAACCACACCCCAACCCCUUAUCCAGCACAUGCAAGGGAACUCCAUACACUGCAUUGCCUCAGGUGGUCAAUCACCAAAUUUCAAAUUAUUUUUCUUUGCUCAGAAAGCGGAGGACACAUCCACAUUUUUGGUAGAGUGUGUUAUUAACAAAUCAUCAAGUAAAGCUCAAAUAAAGAUCAAAGCCGAUGAUCAAAGUACAUCGAAUGCCUUCUCAGAAUCAUUUCAGUCAGUUUUCUCCAAAUUUGGCAUGUCCUGAUUCACCACCCAUGUUUUAUUUUCUGCUGCUUAUGGGCAAAUCUGUGGAGUCCGUCUCAGUUUUCCCUCUCUUUAUUCUUCUUUGCUCGUCUGCCUCUUUUCAUAGCAACUCUUUGUAGAUGUAGAUUGUUGUACAAUGUGUAACAUAAGAACCUGUCAUCAAGUUUAGUGUUACUUCCAGCUUCAAUAUACGGUACUCGUAAGUAGUUUGAGCUUUUAGAGGAAGAUUUUUGCUUUUGAUGUUGGAUACAUUUGUAAAAUCGAGUAUAACUCGUAAUUACUUGUCAAUAUUUUCUAAGGUUGGAGAUAAGAAAGCCCUGUGGUGAUUCUAGUUC
Spinacia oleracea (spinach) is the source of this 3071-nucleotide messenger RNA. RefSeq names its product beta-adaptin-like protein A. The coding region runs from base 233 to 2737 and encodes 834 amino acids. The transcript is spliced from 11 exons. The record is from RefSeq and is a predicted model, not a curated record. Gene Ontology annotation, biological process: vesicle-mediated transport; intracellular protein transport. NCBI's taxonomy places the organism in Eukaryota, Viridiplantae, Streptophyta, Magnoliopsida, Caryophyllales, Amaranthaceae. Gene Ontology annotation, molecular function: clathrin binding. Gene Ontology annotation, cellular component: membrane coat; clathrin adaptor complex.